GGUAUAGUAUUGAAUUGUCUUGAUCCACAAAUAGGACAUGGCUGACGCUGGUUUUUUCGAGGGUACGGAAAAGCGGAUCGAGAUCGAUUUCCGUGGUGAUGGGGAUUUGCGCAAUGCGGCGAGGAGCAACUGGGACACGGUUGUAAACCUAUCCGCCACGCAGAUAUUGAAUAGCAUAGAGACUGCUGACUUCACCAGCUUUCUGCUUUCGGAAAGCAGUCUCAUCGUGUAUUCGCGCAAGGCCAUCAUCAAGACUUGUGGUCGCACGGUCCCCUUGAAUGCCGUGCCAAAGUUGCUAGAGAUUGGCAAGGAGCAAGGCUUGGCGGUGGAGUGGAUGUGUUACUCCCGGAAGAACUUCCUGGCUCCCGAGGAGCAGCCUCACGAGCACCAGUCGAUGGAGGGAGAAGUUGAGGCAUGCCGCAAAGUUUUCGGCCAUGUCGGAGAUGCUUACGUUCUCGGGCCCAUGACUGGCGAGCACUGGCUGUUCUAUGAGAAGAUGUAUUUGUCAGCCAACUACCUUGAGCGUGGCGACUUCACCAUUGAUGUCAUGAUGUACGACUUACCGAAGGAUGUGCAAGAGGUGUUCCAUACCACGGAGCCCGAGGGGAGCCGCGCGGGGGCAGAGCAGAUGACGAAGGCGUCCGGCCUGGCGGAAAUCGCAAACCUCUUGGAGGCGGAGGUCGAUGAUUACUGCUUUGACACCUGCGGCUAUUCCUGCAACAUGCACAGCAAACUAGCCUACGCUAUGGUGCACGUGACCCCGCAGGACACUUGCUCUUAUGCAUCCUUUGAGACCAAUUUUGGCUCUACCCUCUUCGGGAAGCCCGAGCGGAAUCUUGAAGAGAUCUUGAACAUGCUGAUCGGCAAGGUCUGCGAUGCCUUCCGACCAGGCAAACUCACUCUGACAUUGCUGCAGGACACAGGUGCAGUCCCGUUCCUGGGCAAUGCCCCUUUCAAUGCGGCAGAUGCACGUUAUGAGAGACGAAGCAGCACUUCUACUUCCAUGGGCAAGGACUACCAUGCUACCAUUGCCAACUUCUACAGGAAGGAGUGACAGGGAGGUCUCGAGUUUUCCAGGUCUCACUUCCCUCGCUGCAGCUCGCGAAGCUCGCGGCCUUUGUGCAUACUGGGUCCAUUGAAGUGACGUCGACA
Molecule: messenger RNA, 1152 nt
Organism: Effrenium voratum
Lineage: Eukaryota; Dinophyceae; Suessiales; Symbiodiniaceae
Source: the annotation of a GenBank genome assembly